Molecule: messenger RNA, 3078 nt
Organism: Emericellopsis atlantica
Lineage: Eukaryota; Fungi; Ascomycota; Sordariomycetes; Hypocreales; Bionectriaceae
Product: RNA polymerase III transcription factor IIIC subunit-domain-containing protein
Exons: 7
Coding region: 1-3078 (1025 amino acids)
Biological process (GO): transcription initiation at RNA polymerase III promoter
Cellular component (GO): transcription factor TFIIIC complex
Source: RefSeq, a predicted model, not a curated record
AUGGAUAUCGAUCGCCAAAGAAGCAAUCACAGCUCACCACAGAACGACGACGAGGUGGCCGAGGACGAGUAUGGAGAUGCCAAUUUUGGGGCGCCACGUUUCGUGAUCCCGCGGCGGAACUUGGCCGCCGUCGAGUUACCGGCGAAUGUUCAGAAUGUCGACCGUGCCAUCCGGGCGUUUGGGCGACGGCCAGACUUGUCUAAUCUGCUAGAUUCUCAGACACACUCCGUGCCCUUGUAUCUGAAUCCAGAGAGCGCUCUCUGCCGACCUGUCAUGUCACAUAAUGCCAGGACCCAUAAUGUUGUCCUCAAAAUCACAGUCCCCCGGCGAACGGGCAGGAAAAGGAAGAGAGGGUUUGACGGGCCUUGGGAAGGCCAACCGACUGAGUCGGAAACCGCAGGGGAUGAGGACGUCUGUUCGAAAGCGCGCCUGGACGAACCCAAAGUGCUGAGGCGUAAACUCAUUGACAACCUCGAAAGCUACGGCAUCGAGGCAGUGGGCAUGGUGAAGCAUUCUCAUCGGUUCAGAAGCUUAGCGGACUUCCAGUGGAACGUUGCAAAGCGGUCCGAUUUCGCCAGGCGAUACGUUGAACAGGUGUACCCUGGAGACGUCGAGGACAUGAAGAAGUUCGAAUUCAAGCCCGGCGCUGAUCAACCGCCCAACGUCGAUGUUCUUCCGCCACCGAGCUUCACGCACUUGGGCAUCCCGUUCAACUACUUCUACGCGCAGAACCCAUACGUACGCAUGACAGAGGAUGGGCAGACAUUCAACGCCACGGCUGUCAAGCACAUUGGCCAUUUCAUUGGCGCUGAAGCGCCGGCUCCCACCGGUCCCCGCCAUCCUCCUGAUAUGACGGAUGCUAGGACGGUCAUGGUCCUGGCUGAGCUAGAAGCCGCCUUUGCGGAACGACCUAUCUGGACUCGUAGAUCGCUAAUGAACCACCUCGGUGACAAACUGCGAGGCUGGAACGAGCUCAAGAUCUACCUCAACUACGUCGCCUAUCAAUUCAAGGGUGGUCCCUGGAGGGACUGCGUUGUGCCUUAUGGCAUAGAUCCGAGGACCGACCCGAAGUACAGAGAAUACCAAACUGUCAUGUUCAAACUCCUGCCCCAGCACAAGCAGGCGUAUCAGUAUGAGGCGUGGUAUUCCAUAAGGGGGAAGCAAGGUGCCACAGACAAUACCUUCAAGCCUGAUCUGUCCAAAAGCCACAUAUUUGACGGAGAGACGUACCACUUGGAUGGCAAAGUCUGGCAGGUUUGCGACAUCACUGACCCCAUUAUCAGGGAGGUGCUGGACAACGCUCCCAUCCGGGAGCCUCGGGAUGAAGACAGUGGCUUCUAUCAGGGAGGCGCGUGGGCAAAAGUCAAAGCCAUCAUGAAAACAAGGCUAAUAGCAAUCCGCUUCGACCGCACAUUGACGAGGCAACACUUUGUGGCAACGUUGGACACGGGCGACGCUACGCCUACGAGAGCAGUGCAGGGAACUGCUUCGAUUCCGUUGCCCCAUCUAGACCUGACCCACGAAGAGCUCGUGGAGUUGAGGGGCUCAGUGUCAACCUCGAACAAGAAGUCCAGGCAUGCUGGCUAUUCAACCAAGGUCAAGGUCUCCCAGAAACCCCAUGACUCUGAUACAGGGGGCGGGGUGACGGCAUCAGGAGCCUACACGGAGGUUGGGGAGGCCGAUGACGACGACGAUGACGACGAUGACGAAGCAGAGGGGGACAUGAACAUGGAUGUGGAUGAAGAGGAUGAUGAUGAUGAUGCAGAUUACGACGACGAAGCUGCGAACGGGACUUUCGACUUUGUCGGAUACUUGCCUGGGAAUACGGAUAAUGAGGACGAAGCCGACGAAGAGGAGAACGAUCAAGGCCACCGUGAGGCAAACGCACAACAUGGCAUCGAGCAUGAGAGACGAAACACAUAUAUCAAGCAACAAGGCUACGGCCAGCACAUCUGCACUGUCUGCAAUGUCCUAUUUGCUACGCAUGAGAAGUUGAUGGAACACAAGGCCGAGAAGCGAGACAAGAACCCAGAAAACCAUAUUCAUUGCAAGAUUUGUGGCCAGGAUUUCCAAACCCUCGAUGGCGAAAGCUACCACAUGCGAAAUAAACACCCGCAGGAGCAGGUCCUACAGUGUCCGGGUUGCGGCCAUGGUCCCUUCGGACGUGUGUCGGCCUUGAUGGCACACAUUGAAUCCGGCGAGUGCAUUCGAAUCACGGCGAGCGAGAUAGAAGAUGCGCGCAUCGAAAAAGCAAAGGCUAUGGACGACCUGAAGAAACUGGCAAAGGGCCCCGUCAAGGGUGCGUUCAGCAACUUGUACAUGCCAGCAUCUACCAAGGUACCAUCCGUGGUUGGUUCAUGGGUGGUCCGCGAUCCAGACUUGACCAGUAGCGAACCACCCAAGUUUCCGGAGAACGAUGAAAUUGACACUGCUGAUUUUCCAUCGUUGCCAAAACCUAAAGGCGACGCUACGCCGCCCAUUGCGGGUGAUGCGCGACAGAAGGAGAACAUACGACCUCGUGAAUCCUGCGACAUCGAGAAGAAGCCUUUUGACGAGGACGCUGCGCCACCACAAAAGCCAUCUCCUCAGCAAAUUGCAGCCCUGUCCAAGCUUCAUGCGCGUCAACAAUACGAGUCUCAAGAUAUCCAUCACCCGAGCCACCAAGACUUCGAUGUGAGCAAGUAUCUGUGUCCGUACUCGGAAGCGUGGAUCUGCCCAAAGCAAUGCGUAAAGUCGUUCAAGACCAAAUGGGCUCUCAUCGGGCAUCUCAAAGGCCCAGCCCACGGAGAUGUGGUCUACGCGUGCCCUGCAUGCAAUCGCAAGUUCAAGUCCGUUACCUCCAUGACGGCGCAUUGCGAGUCCAACAGCACGAAAUGUCACAUGCGCUACACCAAAGACUAUGGCGCCUACCUAGACCAGCUGACUGGCGGUAUCAUCGAUGUCGACGACGAUCUGCACGACGAUGGAACUCCAAUGUACCACACGUCCAAGUCCGCCCACGAGACGUAUGGCGGCACGAGAAAGAGCGAGAAGAAAGCCGUCCAAGUACCCGAACCUGGGGAUGACAGCUACUGGUGA